UAUCGAUAGUCUUUUUAGAUAAAAUCACAAAACCUCCCCCAAACCCCUUGAUACGUGCCACUCUUUUGAACUCCUCAUCCAAAAUUCAUCACCAAUGGAGGUUUUCGCCGGAUCUCCGGCCCUUCCAAGCUGUAAUUCCGUCGACCCACUAACCGAACAAAUCAAACAAAGACUUCUCAAAAAAGGAGUUCAGCCAACUCCUAAAAUCAUCCACACCCUCCGCAAAAAACACCGCCAAAAAUCCCUCCGCAAAUCCAAUCGUCUUGCUUCUCAAUCCCCUGACGAACCCCUCUCUCAAUCCCAGAAAGAAACUUUAUCUCAUGAAGCUUACUUCGAAACCAUUUCCCAGGAAUAUAGAAAUUUUAACAAAGCCAUUAAUUCAAAAUCCCAGAGCUCGAAUUUGGUGGGAAAGCCAUGGGAAUCUUUGGAGAGAGAAAAAUUAAGGGAAUUGGCAAGUGGGUAUGAAGAAAGAGAAUCGAAUUUUGGUGGGAAAUUGAAGUUUGAGCAUUUAAGGGAAUUGGGUUUGAUUUUUGAAGAGAGAAGGGUUGAAGAUUUGUCUUCAUUUUUGGAUGAUGACGUUGAAUUGGAAGAGGGUAUGAUUGAGGGUGAUAAUUUAAGUGGGACAUUUGCUCAACGUCGAGUUUCUGAAGCUGAAGCUAUUAAAAUCCUUGUUAAUAGGCUUAGUGCUCGUGAGAUAACAAUGAAGGAUUGGAAGUUUACAAGGAUGAUGAAACAGUCACGGCUGCAGUUUACUGAAGAUCAGUUGCUUAAGCUUCUUGGCCGGCUCGGCGACCGGGGAUGUUGGAGGCAGGCCAUUGAGGUUGUGGGAUGGGUAUAUAGCAGAAAUGAGCAUAAACAUUUCAAAAGCAGGUUUGUGUACACCAAGCUUCUUGCAGUUCUUGGGAAGGCAAGAAAACCACAUGAUGCUCUCCGAAUCUUCGAGCAAAUGCGUGGGGAUUUCCACAUCUAUCCAGACAUGGCUGCUUACCAUAGUAUAGCUGUUACUCUUGGCCAAGCCGGAAUGGUGAGGGAGCUGAUGAGCAUUAUAGAGCGCCUGAAGGAGAAGCAUUCUAAAAAUAUUAAGAAUAUGCGUUCCAAGAGCUGGGAUCCCACCCUUCAACCUGAUAUAGUAGUAUUCAAUUCUGUACUGAAUUCUUGUGUCACUUCCCAUCAUUGGAAAGGGGUCUCAUGGGUCUUUGAGCAAUUGAGGAAGUCUGGUCUAAAAGCCAAUAGUGCUACGUAUGGACUUGCAAUGGAGGUGAUGCUACACUCUUCAAAGUAUGACCUAGUUUACGAGCUGUUUCAGAAAAUGACAAAAAAUGGCAAGUCUCCAAAUGCUCUUACUUACAAAGGUUGAAGAUUGGGAUGCUUUUAAUGGACACCAUGGGACCCUAGGAUGCCAAUUGUGUAGUUGCAUUGUUGGAAACAUAUUUUUUGCUUCUUAACUAACAAUUUAGCAUGUUUUUAGACAUGCCUCUGUCGCUCCUACUAAUGCCUAAUUAAUUAAAAAAAAUAAAAUUAAAAAUAAAAAAAAUGUGUAAUAAAAAAUGGUUUGCUCCAAAAUUGUGUAUUAGCCUUCAUAAUUACAAUAUUUUUGACUUUCCGGAAAUUUGUUUUUGUUGGUGGUCAAUAUGUUUCUCAUGAGCCCUGUGAAAAUCCGGGAGGUCAUAUUUGAAUGGUUAAACUGUUUACUUUUCUUUUUUUAGGAAAACUGUUUACUUUAUUUCAUUAUCAUCAAUUUAGUCAUUUUUUAACACACCUCCCGUUGGUCUUUCUUACAUUACAUUAUGGUUCCAAACCAAUGUUUAUGCCCAUCUACUUUAGUUUUCCAAAAUUGCUCGAAAUUCCCACAUCUACUCAUGUGCCUUCCUAAACACUUAACUUUUUCAAACAAGGUAGAAGGUCGAGAUGCUACCUUGGGACCCCGACUUAGAUGGUUGGAUUUAUUUAUUUUUCUUUUUUAACUUUCAACUUUGUUGGUUUUAGAACACGUCUCCCCUAGAUCUUUUUUACUUUACCUCUAUGGUCCAUUAUGAUUCCAAAAUUCAAACCCACAUAUACGCCCCAAAAUAUUCCCCACCCUUACCUAAAUUAUUGAAAAUUUUACCUAAACUGUUUCAAAAUAAUGUAUAACAACUUUCAUUAUUGGAACUUUUUUUUAAUGCUACCCGUGGGAUCCCUUGAGCAAGAGCCAAGAGGUCUUAUAAGGGUUGGAGGUUGAGAUGCUAGUCAUUUGGAAUGUUGGAACCAUCUACCUUUGUUAUGAACAAUUAAUAUAGCCAGUUUAGAAUAGGCUUCCCAAAGGCCUAUACAACUUUCCCUCGUUAGUCCAUAAUUGUUCAAAACCAAUAUUUAUGAUAGCAAAAUAUAUCUAUCACAUCUUAUUAUGUUCCUGGAAUUUCGGAAAAUUUUCUUUAAAUUGCUCUUCGCACUCAAAAAGUCAAAAGGUUAGAGGUUGAGAUAAUUCCCAUAGACCCCUUGAAACCCCAAAUGACCAUUAGUUUGAAUCUUCUAUAUUUCUUCUUUCUUAACUAUCUAAGGGCUUGUUUGGCAUCAUUUUUGGUUUUUA
Molecule: messenger RNA, 2569 nt
Organism: Chenopodium quinoa (quinoa)
Lineage: Eukaryota; Viridiplantae; Streptophyta; Magnoliopsida; Caryophyllales; Amaranthaceae
Product: pentatricopeptide repeat-containing protein At5g67570, chloroplastic-like
Exons: 7
Coding region: 95-1357 (420 amino acids)
Biological process (GO): chloroplast organization
Cellular component (GO): chloroplast
Molecular function (GO): protein binding
Source: RefSeq, a predicted model, not a curated record